GUUGAAAGAAAAUGAAACAAAAUUAUUGAAAUAGGAAUUAAAAAAAAAAAAAAGGGGGGGGUACCCGAGCACAUUUGACAUGUCCAUAUGUCAUCUUUCGCAUCUUCUUUCCUAGGUUAGUGCCAACAAUAAAAUUUGUAAAAGGAAAAAAAAGGGAAAAAAGGGAGGGGCAGCGCAGGCGGUGCAUCGUGGUCUGAGAGUGAGAUUCCGAGUGGAAAUCAAGAUGGGUGGAAUCAGAUCUCUGCUCCUUGUUUGUAUGAUGUUACUGUUGAUAGCAAACGCCACAGUUGGAGGUCGUAAGAGUGGGAAGUCUUCUUCCUCUUCGGUUUUUUCUUUGUUCAAUCUUAAGGAAAAGAGUAGGUUUUGGAGUGAGGCUGUUAUACGUGGAGAUUUCGAUGAUUUAGAAACCAGCAGUCCUAAAAUGGGCGUUUACAACUACACCAAGGCAGGUAACAUUGCAAAUUACCUAAACCUUAUGGAAGUAGAUUCUAUGUACCUUCCGGUUCCUGUCAAUUUCAUUUUCAUAGGAUUUGAAGGAAAGGGGAACCAUGAGUUCAAGCUUCAUCGGGAAGAACUUGAGCGAUGGUUCACCAAAAUAGAUCACAUCUUUGCACAUACACGAGUUCCACAAAUUGGAGAACUUCUCACCCCUUUUUACAAAAUUAGCAUAGAUAAAAUGCAACAUCACCAUCUUCCCAUCAUCAGUCAUAUAAAUUACAAUUUCUCUGUCCAUGCCAUUCAAAUGGGUGAAAAGGUUACUUCUGUCUUUGAGCGUGCCAUCAAUGUUUUCGCACGUAGAGAUGAUGUAUCUGGUGACAGGGAUGGCACUGAUUCUCUUUGGCAAGUAGAUGUGGACAUGAUGGAUGUUCUUGUCACUAGCCUUGUUGAAUAUCUUCAGCUUGAAGAUGCAUAUAACAUCUUCAUUUUGAAUCCCUCUCGUGAUUUGAAAAGAUCUAAAUAUGGCUACCGGAGAGGUUUAAGCGAGUCAGAAAUUACUUUUCUGAAAGAGGAUAAGAGUCUGCAAAGUAAAAUCCUUCAGUCAGGGAGUGUUCCAGGAAGUGUUCUUGCUCUUGAUAAUAUUAAGAAACCGUUGUAUGGAAAGCAUCCAAUGGCAAAGUUUGCAUGGACAGUUACAGAGGAAACUGACACGGUGGAAUGGCACAAUAUUUGCUUAGAUGCACUGAUGAAUGUUGAGAAGUUGUAUCAAGGAAAGGACACUGCUGAAAUAAUUCAGAACAAAGUUUUACAGUUAUUAAAUGGGAAGAAUGAAGAUAUGAAGCUUCUUCUUGAAAGGAAAUUAAAGUCUGGGGACUUCAAUGAUCACCAUGCAGAAUGUCUAACAGAUACAUGGAUUGGAAAGGACAGGUGGGCUUUUAUUGAUUUGAGUGCUGGACCUUUUUCCUGGGGACCUGCGGUUGGUGGAGAAGGUGUGCGAACAGAAUUAAGUUUGCCAAAUGUGGGAAAGACCAUAGGUGCUGUUGAAGAAAUUUCUGAAGAUGAAGCUGAAGAUCGCUUGCAAGAUGCAAUUCAGGAAAAGUUUGCUGUAUUUGGUGAUAAAGAUCAUCAGGCAAUUGAUAUUCUUCUAGCGGAGAUUGAUAUCUAUGAGCUUUUUGCUUUCAAGCAUUGUAAAGGAAGGAAAGUUAAGCUCUCUCUAUGUGAUGAGCUUGAUGAGAGAAUGCGGGAUUUAAAAGAAGAGCUUCAGUCAUUUGAAGGUGAAGAGUAUGAUGAGAGCCACCGGAGGAAGGCUAUAGAUGCUUUAAAACGGAUGGAGAACUGGAAUUUGUUCAGUGAUACUCAUGAGGAAUUCCAAAACUACACAGUUGCUCGGGAUAUUUUCCUUGCACACCUUGGUGCGACCCUAUGGGGAUCUGUGAGACACAUAAUAUCUCCUUCAGUUGCUGAUGGUGCUUUCCAUUAUUAUGAGAAGUUAUCGUAUCAAUUGUUUUUCAUCACGCAGGAGAAAGUUAGACAUAUUAAACAAUUGCCAGUGGACCUAAAGGUUCUCCAGGAUGGGCUUUCCUCUUUGUCGAUACCUUCACAGAAUGUAAUGUUUAGUCAGCACGUGUUAUCAUUUUCAGAAGAUCCUGCUUUGGCAAUGGCAUUUUCUGUGGCACGACGAGCAGCAGCUGUCCCACUUUUGCUCGUUAAUGGAACAUACAGGAAAACCAUACGUUCCUAUCUUGAUUCUUCAAUUCUCCAAUAUCAGUUGCAGAGGCUGAACAAUCAUGGAUCUCUCAAAGGAUCACAUGCUCAUAGCCGGUCCACUCUGGAAGUUCCAAUCUUUUGGUUUAUUCAUACUGAUCCGUUAUUAGUGGACAAACAUUAUCAGGCCAAGUCACUCUCUGAUAUGGUUAUUAUUGUCCAAUCAGAGUCAUCAUCUUGGGAAAGCCAUCUGCAGUGCAAUGGAAAAUCACUUUUGUGGGAUUUAAGGAGGCCCAUCAAAGCUGCUUUGGCUGCCGUGUCUGAACAUCUGGCUGGUUUGCUACCCCUUCAUUUUGUCUACAGUCAUGCCCAUGAAACUGCAAUCGAGGAUUGGGUAUGGUCUGUGGGAUGCAACCCUUUCUCCAUUACUUCUCAAGGCUGGCAUAUAUCAAAAUUUCAAUCAGAUACGAUUGCUCGGAGCUACAUCAUCACAACUCUUGAGGAGUCAAUAAAGCUGGUCAAUUCAGCUAUUCACCUUCUACUCUGGGAGCGUACAACUGAGAAAACCUUUAAACACUUCCAGUCUCAGGAGCGUGAGUUAGUGAACAAAUAUAAUUAUGUUGUCAGCUUAUGGAGGAGAAUUUCAACUAUUGCUGGAGAAUUGCGUUAUGUAGAUGCCAUGAGACUGCUAUAUACCUUAGAGGAAGCAACCAAAGGGUUUGUUGAUCAAGUGAAUACAACCAUAUAUCUUCUUCACCCAAUUCAUUGCACAAAAGAGAGGAAAGUACAUGUAGAGUUCGAUGUGACAACAAUUCCUGCUAUCUUGAUUGUUUUAGGUGUUCUAUAUUUUGUGCUAAAGCCAGGACGACCAAAACCUAAGAUCAACUGAGCUGAUGCAUGGUUGCAAAGUAGCAGCGUUUAUUGGCUCAAAGCUUUCUCGUAAAUGUCUUAUGAAGGGCCAAAAUUCCCCCCAUGAUCAUAUAUGGGUUUGAGGUACACAUGUUAUCAUUCACCACAACAAAGCUGUAUCAGAGAGAAUGGAAAUGCGAAAUUGUCAAAAUGGUGACAACACCGAAAAAUAUAGUUGCGGUUGCUGCUAUUUUUUUUUUUUUUUUGGGGUACUAUUCUUUUCAUCAACAGUGGGGAAUGAAUAUUGAAGAUAUUUCAUCAUCUUGAGGCAGUGACCAAAAAUCAAGGAUUUUUAACUGGUCUUUGAAACUGUUUAUGAUUUCAUCAUUAAAAAAAAAAAAAAAAAACUAGUGUAUAAUCUAGUGGAAGAAGUGAAAGCAAAGCCAAAAGCAUCCCGGUGCAGUCCCAUGUUGCCUUGUCUAAUAAUCUAUCAAGGCCCUUUUUACUUUUAAUGGGAAACAUUCUGUAUAGCAUAAUGGUACGACCAAAAAAACUUUUAUGACAGAAAUGGUGGUCACCGAUGAAGAACAGAGAAGAAAUUAGAGGAAGCAGAAAAAGAGGUAGUUACGGACGAGAAAACAGAGAACAUUCUAAAGAGAUUAUAUUUCGCUUAUCGGUAUGAAUGAUAUAUUAUCCUCUGCUACCCUUUUUACGCUGAUUAGCCCUUAACAAAUCUUAGGAAAUGCCAGCAGCUCUCGCACCUACUCCCAAACGGCUAAGAGCAAUCUUUAAAACAAGGAUCUUAACAAACAAUAAGCCUUGUAUGCAAAAAAAUGAAAUAAUAGUUCAACUUAUAAAAGAACCAAUUCAGUACUUUAGCACAAGUUCCAAUCAGAUUAGGCACGUAUCA
This is a messenger RNA of Durio zibethinus, 3901 nucleotides long. RefSeq lists its product as uncharacterized. Lineage: Eukaryota; Viridiplantae; Streptophyta; Magnoliopsida; Malvales; Malvaceae. The record is from RefSeq and is a predicted model, not a curated record.